Messenger RNA from Penicillium concentricum, 1815 nucleotides. Its product is annotated as FAD-binding oxidoreductase. Gene Ontology annotation, biological process: lactate catabolic process. Gene Ontology annotation, molecular function: FAD binding; D-lactate dehydrogenase (cytochrome) activity; D-lactate dehydrogenase (NAD+) activity. The record is from RefSeq and is a predicted model, not a curated record. Lineage: Eukaryota; Fungi; Ascomycota; Eurotiomycetes; Eurotiales; Aspergillaceae. The transcript is spliced from 6 exons. Gene Ontology annotation, cellular component: mitochondrion. Bases 1 to 1815 code for a protein of 604 amino acids.
AUGGCUUCUAAACGCCUACCUCUAACGCCUACCCUAGACCAGAAACACAACGGUGUGCCAGCACGGCUCUUGGGAAAAGCACAGCGUGCAAAGAGCCUGAUUCAGACAGUCGCCACGAAAGUUCCAAGAGCCAGACAGCGCCUGCCAGUGAUCCCUCAGGGUGUUGAGCGUGCCCAAUUCUUUCGCGCGAUCGAUGAGCUUUCAACCGAACUAGGUAGCGCACAUGUCGAGAUCAACGACAAACCCCUCAAUGAUGGCUGGUAUAUGGAGCCUCCAAAUACGCACGAUGGAAUGGCCAUAACAGACGACGAAGACCUGGUCGCCUCUGCAGUGGUUUAUCCAGGUAACACUGAGGAUGUGCAGAAAAUCGUCAUCUGGGCCAAUAAGCAUCUCAUUCCUCUUCAUCCCAUCUCAAUGGGCCGAAACUUUGGUUAUGGGGGAGCCGCCCCACGCGUCCGUGGCGCUGUCGUAAUCGACCUUGGAAAACGGAUGAACAAGAUUAUGAACAUCGACCCAGAUGAUUUGACUUGCUUGGUAGAGCCCGGAGUAUCGUACUACGCGCUCUACGAGGAAGUCCAGAGACUGGGAUACAGUCACCUCUGGAUAGAUGUCCCUGAUCUAGGUGGAGGUUCCGUGGUUGGGAAUGCACUUGAUCAUGGUGUCGGAUACACCCCAUACGGAGACCACUGGUCUAUGCAUUCAGGAAUGGAAGUCGUGCUCCCAACAGGAGAGGUCGUCCGAACAGGAAUGGGCGCCCUGCCUGGCAACAACACAUGGCAGGUGUUUCCAUACGGUUAUGGGCCAUUUGUGGAUGGAAUUUUCUCGCAAUCUAACUUUGGCAUUGUAACCAAAAUGGGCUUUGGUUUGAUGCCAAACCCCGGUGGCCACGAGAGCUUCCUUUACACAUUCCAGAAAGAGGAGGAUUUGGACCAACUGGUGGAGAUCGUGCGCCCACUACGGAUUGCGAUGAUCCUAGACAAUGCAGCCAAUAUCCGCCACGCGCUGCAGGUUUUGGCAUUGUCAGGAAAACCACGCACUGCCUUUUAUGAAGGUGAGGGGAUGUUUCCUACGGACAAAAUGAAAAGUUACCUCAAGGAACAUCCAUACGGGGAGUGCACAUGGCUUUACUUCGGGACAUGCUAUGGACCCAAGGAGGUUCGACAGUUGAAGCUCGACACUAUCCACCGCGAGUUCAUGAAGGUUCCGGGUGCCAGACGUAUUGACCCAGCCACAUUACCACCCAACGACUAUUUCUGGUCCCGUGACAAGAUUUCCGCUGGAGAGCCUGACCUAGAAGAGCUAGCUUGGGUGAACUGGCAGCCAAAUGGUGCGCACGUUGCCUUCAGUCCCGUAGCGCCUACUCGCGGUGUUGAUGCAAUGCGGCUGUGGGAAAUGGCAAAAGUCCAAUGGGAUGCAUCGGGACUUGACUUCUUCUUUGACUUUAUCGUCGGCCUUCGCGAGCUACAUCUCGUCGUUGAAGCAGUUUAUGAUCGUGACGAUCCUAAACAGCGGGACGCAGCGUUGACGGCAAUGAGAUGGCUCAUUUCCGAGGCGGCUAAACAUGGAUAUGGCGAGUACCGUACGCACUUGCUGCUAAGUGACCAGGUGGCCAGUACCUACAGCUGGAAUGACAAUGCGCUCAUGCACCUUAACGAGAGGAUCAAGGACUGCCUGGACCCAAACGGUAUCCUUGCACCGGGGCGCAACGGCAUCUGGCCAGCGAGAUACAGAGGAAGAGGCUGGGAGCUAUACACCAACAGGGAAUCCUCCGAAGGGAACGGAGUAGCACCAGCGGCAGCAUCUACAAAAUUGUAA